AUGGAGCCAAACAGCGACCCACCACCAUUCUGGUCGCCGUCGCCACCCAUCCGCCGCCCUAGAUCCUAUUCUCCACCCUUCAUUUCUUUGCCGCUUUUGAUUAUCCUCUUACCCACGCUAGCUUUGAUUCUCUUGUUCUUUGCUAUCCGUCCGCUUCUUUCACUCACCAAUCAAGUUUACAAACCUACUUCCGUGAAGAAAAGCUGGGAUUCCUUCAAUGUUUUCCUUGUUCUCGUUGCGAUUAUCUGCGGCAUUUUCGCUAGACGAAACGACGACGUACCGACUACCGCCGAUGCAGAUAGCCGUGGUUCUGAUCAAAGGACGGUUGUUGACACUGGUGGAGUUAAGGUGAACGGAGACUCGGAGUUGUCGCAGGAGUGGUUUGGAUUUUCGGAGAGGAGAUUUUCUGAUCCGAUGGGGAGAGCGCCGGUGACGACGAGGUUGAGGAGGAAUAGCUCUUAUCCAGAUCUGCGGCAGGAAUCGCUAUGGGAGAAUGGUAACGAUGGUAUCAAUCAGUUCCGAUUCUUUGAUGAUUUUGAAAUAAAUAAGUAUCGUUCGCGAUCCUUCGUGUAUCGAACGCGAGGAAAUGAAAGAGAAGAAUCUCCGGCGGAGAUUAAGGUUAUUCCGGUUGAUUCGUUUGUGGCGAAUUCCUCGCCGGCGCCUGAGAAGAUAAAGUCUCAGUCUCCCAAUCCUCCGCCUCCACCACCGCCGCCACUGCCGGUAACUCAGAGGAAACCGAGACGGACGUAUCAGAAUAUUCAGAAAAAGGAGGAAAUUCCAGAGAAUAAAGCUGAAUUCACGCCGCCGCCUCCACCGCCACUUCCGCCGCGAGCAGUUAUCCCACCGUCGCCGGUUCGUGUUAGAUUGGAGGAGAAAUUUGGAAAGAGUGUACGAAAGAAAACGAAUGUUAAGAAAGAAAUAGCAAUGGCGUUGGCUUCACUGUAUAGGAAGAGAAAGAGAAAACAAAAAACUAAAGAUGCCUACGACGUCGACCGACGAUCUCCAACCGAACAACGACCACCGCCGCCGCCCCCACCUCCGCCUCCUUCCUUCUUCCGCAUAUUCAAAAAAUCAAGCAAAAACAAGAGAGUUCACUCCGAAUCUCCCCCACCGCCGCCUCCGCCACCACCGCCUGCCCCAUUAUCAUCCCGUUCGACAAAGAGGAAAAUCCAGAUCCCGCUUCCACCUUCACCACCGCCACCACCACCAUCACAGCAGCGAAACUCCACCACUAAUCGCCGACCACCUCUACCAACGAGCGUCCGUAAUUCCUACAUCGAAAACCAAAGCAUUAACAGCCGAACAAAGAGUCCCAUACGAACUAUUCCACCGCCGCCGCCCCCUCCUCCUUCGUUCAAAACGACGACGGACGUGAAAUCCACAGUUGGAAGCGACACUGUCGGGUCACGAAGCUCCGAAACCUCCCGUUGCGGAUCUCCGGAUCCGGAAAACGUCAAUUCGCCGGCCAGCAGCGGGGCCGGAGUGGGGCCGGUGUUCUGUCCUAGCCCGGACGUUAACGUAAAAGCUGCAAAUUUCAUUGCGAGGUUGAGAGAUGAAUGGAGGUUGGAGAAGAUGAAUUCGGUUAGAGAGAAAGAAAGAUUGGGCCAAGGCCCAAAUUAUGAGAUAACAACGGGCCUUGGCCCAAAUGUUUAA
This is a messenger RNA of Cucumis melo (muskmelon), 1653 nucleotides long. RefSeq lists its product as uncharacterized. NCBI's taxonomy places the organism in Eukaryota, Viridiplantae, Streptophyta, Magnoliopsida, Cucurbitales, Cucurbitaceae. The transcript has a single exon. The record is from RefSeq and is a predicted model, not a curated record. The coding region runs from base 1 to 1653 and encodes 550 amino acids.